AUGCGCGCGCCCGGUCCCGCGCCUCCCCUGGGCGUCCGGAGCGCCAGCUUCCAACAUGGCCGCCGAGGGGCUUCCGCUUCCGCCGCCUCGCGCCAGGGGAGCCAAUCGGCGUCGUGGGCGCCGGAUUCGAAGCUGGCCGCGGGCAACGGUCGUCGGCUGAGGGGAGACGCGGCGCGAGUGGGGGCCGCUGGGUCGGGGGGUGAGUCGGGGCCCCCAGGCGGGAGGGCGAAGGCGGCCUGAGGGAAGCGGCGGCGGCCCAGCUCCUCCUCAGAGUAGACCCCUCGAGUCCCGCCGAGCUCGGGGCCGAGCCGAAGGCCGCGGAGGGAAGAGGGGGUCGGGGGAAGGAAGGAAGGAAGGAACGGGAGCGGGGAAUGAAAGAAAACUGACAGGCCUCUUGGUCCCUCAGAAGUCAGGCGGGGUAUAAAUAAUAACAUCAUCAUCAUUACUAUUAUUACAUUAUUAUUAUUAUUGUUGUUGUUGUUGUUGUUAUCAUUAUUAUCAUUAUCAUUAUUAUUAUUAUUAUUGGUUCCUUCCCUGUGGAACAAACUGCCAUCCUUAGCAGUCAUCAGCAGUUAUAAUAAUAAUAAAUACAGUGGUACCUCGGGUUACAGACGCUUCAGGUUACAGACUCUGCUAAGCCAGAAAUAGUACCUCAGGUCAAGAACUUUGCUUCAGGAUGAGAACAGAAAUCGCGUGGCCCCAUUAGCUAAAGUGGUGCUUCAGGUUAAGAACAGUUUCAGGUUAAGAACGGACCUCCGGAACGAAUUAAGUACUUAACCCGAGGUACCACUGUAAUAAAAAAUAUAUAUUUAUACCCCGCCCUUCCCGGUUUAAAAACCGGGCUCAGGGCUGCUAACAGCAAAUAUGAAACAUUGAUUAAAAUGCGACUUAAAAACAGCAUAAAAUGCAGCAUCAAUAUCAAUCAAAUUCAAAAAUUCAGGGGUCAUUUUGGGGAGGGGGAAAAAAAAACCCCAGUCAGUAGACAUCAAUUGAUCACCAGGGCUAACUGGCCAAGCUGGUCCUACUAGGGCCAGCAAGGUUGCAGCGACCUCUGCUUCAGAGUAUCUCAUGAAGUGUGUAUACACACGAAAGCUCAUACCUAGAAAGCUUAUACGUACUUUGUUGGUCUUUAAGGUGCUACUGGAUUUUUUUAUUUAUUUUUUAAAUGGGGGAAAGAUUAUUUUAUUUAUAUUAUUUGUCGUAAGACAAAAAGACUUGAUUCUCUUGGUGCUGCAUUCAGAAGCACUUCGAUAGUGGACAUACUGGGGGGAUAACAGCCUAUCAUGAUGGGACAGUCAUUUUCAUUAGGACCAAAACAAGUGUGCAAUGCUUGGUGUACCUACACAUUUUGAUACAAUUUCUUUGCACUGAAUGUGAGGGACUUUAAAAUAAUUGCAUGAUAUAUUGAAAUAUAACUGACAGUAAAAGGUAAAGGUACCCCUGCCCGUACGGGCCAGUCGUGUCCGACUCUAGGGUUGUUCGCCCAUCUCACUUAAGAGGCCGGGGGCCAGCGCUGUCCGGAGACACUUCCGGGUCACGUGGCCAGCGUGGGACCGAAAGACGGGAGCUCACCCCGCCGCGGGGAUUCGAACCGCCGACCAUGCGAUCGGCAAGCCCUAGGCGCUGAGGUUUUACCCACAGCGCCACCCGCGUCCCAUAACUGAUAGUAGCCAUUGGUUUUUCAUUGUCACCAAGCUCAUGUUGCCUGAUAGCUAUGAUAGAAACCAUGUUACUCUUUCUUGUGUGACCAUCAAUAAAAACAAAAACAAUUAUGCUUCCUUUGCAGGUAGGAUGCGAAGAAAAAGUAGACACACUCAAAUCCUCUUUUUUACAUAAUUAAAAAAGACUCAUAAACAGGCCUUAAUGAAUUUGCUUUUGAUGCAAUACCUGUUUUAUUGAGAUGAUUGGAAUCCUUUGAUCUUUUAAAGGUACGGCCAUGUCCCCACUUCCUUCUCCUAGAAGAAGAGAAAUGUCUUUGAAAGGUGUUCUCCUAAGCAACAUCCCUGGAGGUACGCCGUUAAAGGAUUUUGGGAAAUUUCAAGCGGAUUGCAUUCCUGCUUCAGCAAUGAAGAAAGCUACUUGGCCUUCAGGGGUUCCUGCUGGCCAAAAUCUUUGCUUGGAAAAAGGUGGCAAAAUAGGAAACGUUUUCCAGUCCACUUUAAUAGCUGGUGGUACUCAUGCUAAAGAAUUGCUUGACCUCAGCGAGAUAAAGCCAGUUUCUGAAGGAGAACUGAAACCGCUUGCCUCUUGUCCGAAACCGGAAGCUGUGCCACCGACAGGGAAUGCGGCCCUGAAACGUAAAGCUUGCAGGCAAUUAUCCCUGGAGUCUCCAGCAAAAGUCUUCGCAAGAAUGAAGACCAGGGCAGCUCUUGCUAAACAGCAGAAGUUGUCACAAGAAAAGAAAUUGUUAAAUGUAGACAUUUCCACAGAUUAUAUCCUCACUCCUGAAAGGCAUCUUGCCCCUUUGGGAAGACAAGGCAAAAAAUCCACGGCUGAAGAUGAUAAGCCAAAGGAGAGGCUGGCUGAGGAGCCCCUUGGAAAGGCCAGGGAAGAGCAAGGUUUGCUUUUAUCAUUUCUUCUUAGAAAAUGCUGCUUAACAGAAGCUUCAUGUUUAGAUGUUUGGGGUGUAGUUGCAAACAUGAGCCUUCACCUCUUACCAAUGGGCUCCUAGCAAACCUCCUGUUUCCAUUUUGUUUGUUACCUUUAACCUUUGGCUCCUUUCCCCCUACUGUACUAUACUUCUUGCUCAUUAUGUUCUUCACUCCAGUCACAGUCCUGUUGUGCAUGCAAUCAUCUGCUGUAACACAGGCUUGAAUAAUUUUAUCUCCCACCACCAACUCUGCAGAAAGGUCUGCCCUUGGGGAAGGGCUGUAGCUCAGUGGCAGAAAGUCUGACUUCGUUUAAGGCACCUAUGGAGGCUGUGGGCAACUAUUCAAGCAAAGACAGCUUGCCAACAGUACAACUGACUUUUCUCUGUGGGUGCUGGGGGGAGUAGCUUGGUCAGCUAACUCAAAAUAAAUAGAAGUUGUAAACCAGUGUUUUUCAGCUAGGUUCUAGGUAGCUCUGGGAUCCCUCCAAAACGUAUCUGAGUUUCCUCAGUGAGAGUAGUUUCCCACUGCUUGAGGUUAUAUGUUGUUGUGCAAAUUUAAAUAGAGAGCCUUGUGGAAUGCACAUUAUUUCUAACACAUAAUCCAGAGGCUACUGAUAUACCUUUGUUAAAAUCCUUCUCUUGUCUUUCCCAUUUCAGUGCCCAGCCAUAUUGCAAAGAACAAAAAUGUUUGUUCUUCAGUAAUGAGCCCUCUAGUUUUGGAAUCCCCUCACAAAUUUUUCUCACGUGUAAAGCAGAAGCUGCAGCAGAAACCAUUGGAAAAAGGUACUUCUCCACAGAAAUCAUGUCAGGCUGUAUGUUUGUCCCGGGGAUGCUUACUCUUUCAGUCUGCAACAGAAACAUCUGGGGUACACUGAAGGAAGGAAGCACUUUGCAGUUGCAUGAAAACUGCUGACCAGAGUCAUUCUUUGACGCCUUUAAGAUUCAGUUUGUGAAGCAUUACAAUGAAAGAUUGCUCUAGUUAUCCUCCCAUCAAGCUUCAAAAGGUACCAUGUAGUCGGCACUCGAAUAUAAUUUGGCAGUUGUUUAAGGUCUCUGAUAUUUAAAAUGGCAAUAAUCAAAGCUUCCUAACCUGAUUGCAUGACUCAUUGGUGGAGCAAAAGGGUUGACAGUUAUCUAAGCCAGCUGACAUCACAAAUAACGAAAUGCCAAGUGGUUGGCGUCGUGCUUUAAUUCCAUCACUGGUUCCAUUCACCUGUCUUGACACCUCCACAGCCCCUAAUUCUGAUGGAAUAGAGGGGUGUUUUCUAGUUUUACGUGGGGAAGAUAAUGUUACUAUUUUUAUUGUGUACUUUUUAUAAAAAGUAUAAAAAUAUAUUGUUGGAAGCUGCUGGAGCUCUGAAUGCCAAGAGGUUGGAUUUUUUAAAAGUUUAAGUAGUAAAUUCCUUGAGGUGCUGGGGAUUGAAUCUGGAAUUUGUAAAGUGUGUCCUCUACCAGCAGGUUUUAGCCCUUUUAUGAUGAGAUGUUCAAGAGAAGCCUGUAUAUGCCUACAGUGUGGUCCAUUUGGAGAGAGACUUGUACUGAUUAAAGCAAAUAGCAUAACGAUAGCAGACAAAAUUGUGGCUGUGUGAAUGUGCUAAUGAACACUGAAAUGUCAGAUAACAAUAGAGUUGUUCUUGUGUUCUGUGUAGUAGAUGCUUCAUCUUACCAAACCAAGCAAAAUGUCCCUCCUUCACCAGCAGUGAAGCAACCUUUAACUGUAUCCAGUUCACCCAAAAAACUAAAUAAUCUUAAUGAAGAUUGUCUAAACACACCUGCCAGUGAGGAUGAUGAAUUUAUUGUGGAACCGGUUGAAUUGGACAAUGAAACUUUUAGCAUGGGAGUGAAUGUUAUAGACAUGAGCUUUGAUCUUGUUAAGCCUGGGGAAACCUUGGAAGAAAUGGAACCUGGAAGACUUCCUGAAGAAGGAAGAACAUCACAUCAGUCCAGUCAGAAACCUGCCCCAAGAGGGCAGCAGGAGUUGAAGGCUGGGCCUCAGACGCUUCCCCAACGUUUGUGCGAUAUUAUUUUUGCUACUCCAAAAGUCCAAAUACCAAGGAAGCAAAAACAAGUGGGGGCAAAUUCAAGCAGUGAUGACACAAACGAGGAGGUAGGAGGUUGUCUCUUAUUCACAAUCAACAGCAUUUUUGGUGGUGGUUUCAUUUCAGGUGCUCUUAAUGAGAAGGGGGAGGUCUGAAUGGCUCAGUAAGCACCCUGCUUAAUUUAAUUAUGUGCAUGGUUAAUCAGUGAUGACAGCAAAGCUGCCAAAUUGAGUGUACAUGAAAUGCAUAAUGUUUUCUAUAAAACGAAACUAUAGCUCUGUAGACACUUUCACAUUUAAAUGUUGUGAAAUUGAUAAACAAGAAGUAACAUAAUUUUAUUAUUUAUUUAUUUAUUUAUUUAUUUAUUCAAUAAUGCAUCGCCCUAUACCCGGAGGUCUCAGGGCGGUUCACAAUCAAGACCACAAUAUAUAAAAUCAAACCAAAAACAAUAACCCAACUCAAAAAAAUCCCCCAAAGAGCCACAAUCUAAAAGGGCGUUGGUGAAUCUCUGGGAAAUUUAUUUUGAAUAGAUCUGUUUUUCUGUGAAUGACUUGUUCAGUGAUGAUUUAUAAAUUUCUGUAAUACAGGAAGCCUACAACUUACAUGUAUUUAACUUGUGGACAUUCAGCUUUUUGUGUGUGGCAAUAAAAAAAAACUCAUUAAAAGGGAUGGGAAGGGGGUGGGUUUCCAAGAAAAAUGACUCUGGCAGUCUCACCCUCCAAUAAACCCAGUGGGUUUAGACUACAUGCGAUUUUGACUUUAGCAGUGGCCCCUGGGAUGUAACCUCUGCUUAUUUUGCAGGCUUACUGUACAGUAAUAGAUUCCCUGUUCAUUUCAGUGCUACUUUUAUCAAGGGAGCUCACGGGUGAUAAUCAUACAGUUGGAAGGGACCCGAGGGUCAUCUAGUCCAACCCCCUGCAAUGCAGGAAUCUUUUGCCCAAGUUCAUUCUAGUACCAGAAGCCAGACACUUUUGCAUGCACAUGAGAUGUAGGAUGAUGCAGGUGCUCAUGCACUCUGGCCUCUAAAUGCGACAUACUGGCCCAAACCGCGUACGCUUGACGCUACAAAGCCAGAGGGUUAUAAUCAAUGAAGUCAUCCCAUUAGGGUAAUAACUUUUGCUUGUGCAGUGGAACUUUCCCUCCCUCGCCUCUUCCUGUGCCCCUCUUUUUGCUCUGGAGGGCUGGGGCAACCCCUGAACAAGGAAGGCAGAAGAAGUUCCCUUGCACAAGUGGAGGUCUUUGAGCUAACAUGGGAUGAUGAUGAUGAUGAUGAUAAUAAUAAUAAUAAUAAUAAAAAAAUUAUUUCCCCAGCCACUCUGGGCGGCUUCCAACUGAAUAUUAAAAACAGUACAGCAUCAGACAUUAAAAACUUCCCUAAAGCGGGCUGCCUUCAGUUGUCUUUUAAAAGUAAAAUAGUUUAUUGCUUUGACAUCUGCUGGGAGGGCGUUCCACAGGGCAGGCGCCACUACCGAGAAGGCCCUCUGCCUGGUUCCCUGUAACCUUACUUCUCGCAAUGAGGGAACCGCCAGAAGGCCCUCGGCGCUGGAUACAGUUCUUUGCAUCUGAGGCAAAGCCUUGUUGGCACUGAAAUGCCAAUGUCGUAUUUAAAUACCAGGGCAUGAAGGGAGCAUGUGACUAGGCCGCUACUGUUUUCCCAAUGGUGUGCUUAAAUUCCAGCUUUCGGUUUAUCGAUCUCUGUAGAAAUAAUUGUGGCCCUUAACGGUUUCCCUAACUUUGUAAAGGAACAACAGAUGGUCUGCCUCAAUGGAUGGAGAAUCAAGGUGAUCAAUAACAAUACCGCUGUGUGCCUGGAAGGAAAACGGAGGCAAGCAACUUCAGUUCUCAGCUAUGUUCAGAUGUAUUUUGUUUGUGUAGCGCUAGAAUCUGCUUCUCGAUUGCAUUGGGUGGCCCCAAGGACUAGUAACAGGAAGAAGGUGGAGGGUGUGAGUGGCUGCUGCUUUUGUCUGUAAUGUCAGAGCCAGCAGCUGAGUCCUGGCUGCAGGUGGGAAGGGGGGUCCUGCUAGAUGCAGCAUUGGCUCUGAAGGCUCGGGGGCUGGGAGUACCUCUUUCUAGUUCUGGAUGGUUUGACAGCUGGGGGGCCCUUUUGGAGAGAGAUGACUUGGCCCCUGUCCUCAAAAACGGAAUAAACCAUAUGAGCUCAGCAACCUUGAAGCAAAGGAAAAAUAAUCCAGACAGAAUUAUUGCAGCAUUGCAGACUGGCUUUGGAUACAAGCUGAAUUCCCUUCUAAGAGAAUAUGGUUAUAUACGUAUCUCUCUCCUGUACAUCUGUUCACUAGAAUUUACCAACUCUGGCUUCCCAGUCUAUCUACCCUGAAUUCUGCCUACAGUCUUGCAUGCCAAUUAGAUAAAAAGCCCAGUAGCUAAUGAAGGCCUUGAUUCACUUUUGUGACUUGGGGUGCUUUUCAUUUUUCCCUUAGGUUCUCCGUUAGCUAACCACGGAGCACUUGUUUGUUAUGUCCUCUCCCUUUGGUUUCAGGGAUAUGAACGGCGUUAACUGGCAUAGCAAUGCCAUUGUGGAACGAAUGGCACCCAACAAAGUUAGAACUUCAUCUGGAAACGUCUACAAGUUAGAAGGGUGCGUUGACGCAAGCACCAUGAAGAAAGAAGGUAUGAUAACUUGACUGAGAAAGAAGAGGGCAGGCUGGGAUUCAUAUAGGCUUCCUCGGGGGGGGGGGGGGGGACUUCACCCUCUGUUCUCUCCAGGGAUGCUGAGCUUUCUUCAGCAUGUGGACUGGACCUCCAAUCUCUGCUGCCACAGGUUCAGCUGGCCUAUUUCGAUGCCAAAUUGCUGCAGUCUGCCAGGCUUUCAGGUCUUGGGUGACACACAAUGUGACUUUACCUUCCUCCCUUGAGGGUGGUAGGAGCUGGGCUGUUACACUGGUGGGAAGCCGGCAGAAUGCCAAUUCCCCUCUUGUCCUGGGCCACAGGGGGUCUCAUGUGGUGUGCAUAAGCCAAUUACAUUGAAAGGUACACACCUCUAAUGGUGCUGUACCACAAAAUACUAAUCUGAGUUUCACAACAGCUUAAACUUACUCCACUCUCAAAACUGGGUGUGUGGAAAAUUAAGAAUUCUUAUAAAUUCUAGUUUAUAAGAAUCUGCCCAGACCUUCAUGCUCAUCACAUUUAACUUGUGUCCUUUGCUGACCUUUACGUGUUUCCUGCACAUGUGCAUCUACAGAACUGGAUGCUUUAAAUUUUAAGGAUUUUCUUGAGGCACUUUAGAAAAUGGAAUGCCAUUUGUGUUUGGGUCUGCCAAAUGUUUCUGACAACUGACACAUAAGGUUUUCUUUUUACUCUAAUACAUUGUAAUACCUUGCCUCAAACAGGAAUGCCAGCUAAAUUCAUAAAGAGGUUUGAAUCUGGAAUUCCACAAAACUGGAAAAUGUAUGUUGAGGAUCUUCUUCGUUUUCUGAGGAGGUAAAUGCCACUGAAAAUAAUAUUUGUGCCAUAGAAAGCUGCUUUGUUCCAAGCCAGACCCCUGGUUUCUCUAGCUCAGUGCUGUGUCUGCUGGCUGGCCGUGCCUCUCCUGGGUUUCAAGAAAGGGCCCUGCCUGGGGAUGUCAUUGGCACAGCAGGUGCUCUGCCAAUACGUAUUUUGCAUGUGGCUUCCGACAACCUAUUCAAUCCCUUUUCUUGAUCCAGUUUCUUUACAGAGUGAUUCUGCUGCCAGUUGCCUAGGACUCUUCCAUGGGUUUGGGGUAGGGUGGGGGUUGUGUCUUUGCUCUGUGCAAAAGGGGAACAACAAGCUCUGGGUGUUUUGUGGGCAGCCAAGUCUGCUGCUUUAAGGCCUGAGGCAAACGGCUUCAGAAAGUAGCUGCUGCAGGUUAAUUGACGACGCCAGUGGUUUUUUUAAUGUUUCAUAGAGGUUUUGUAUCCACGAAAGGUCCUUCUUAAGAGAUUCAGUGAAUUAAUCCUUCUUUUCAACAAAACCUCUCAAUGCUAGGAAAGAACAGAGAGCCUUCGCUGCAAGCAUGGAUAGCAAUGAAAGGGAGGACCCUGUGGAGAUGGAGGGCUUAGAAGACAUGCCCAGAAAAGUUGGGAGAAAAUCUAGAACGAAAAACACCACUUAUGUGGCAACACUGCAAAGUAAUAACAAGCUCGGUAGGUGUUAUUCUUUUGUUAGGCCUCAGAUGACAUUAAAAGCCCAAUAGUUUUAUUGAUUGAUGGAUCAAUAAUAGUAUUCACUUGUUUUCCAGCAUGUAUUAUCAUAGCCGGGUCCCAUUCCCCCCCACCCCCAAUACUUGGUUAUCUAAAAACGGAGGCCUCCGCCUGUGGCUUGGAUCAGGGAUGGCCUUCCUUCAGUCUCUGCCUUCUUUCUUGCUGGAUUGUUGUCCCAGGGCCCACUAAGGGAUAGGAGACAUGCAACCAUUUGACUGUUCCAUAGGACAUCUUUGCCUAUUGACAUAACUGGCUAUGGAGUUGUUAUUUGAAGGAGGUUGCCCCUGGUCAGGCGUGUACAUUCCAUGGGUCUUUGAAGGAGAGAGAAAUGCCCGGGAGAGCGCUUCUUAAGCCAAGCAGAACGCACAGAUUGUUCAGAUGGUGGUUGCUAAAAGCGCAGAAAACCCUCUUUUUAUAUUGCCCUUUCUAAAUAAGCCCAGGGUAGCUUCUUUGCUUUCCCCACGGGUGCUGACUGAGUCAGCUGCUUGACACAGAAGCUGCCUUAAGCAAACGGGGGUCGAUUUGGAGCUGGAUCCAGUUCUGCAGCUCCACCGACUCAAGGGAAGAAAGCUGUUGUUGAAGGGAGCCUUUUUGUGUCUUGACAGGUGUGCAGCCACAAACAUCUCUGCAGAACGGCAGAACUGAUAGAAGUUGCACCCGCAGCGGCCGACAGGUUAAGCCACCUAUGCAGUUCUGGUGUGGGGAACGGAUGCUUGUCGAUCAGGCGCUGAAUGUCACUGUGACCAAAACAGGCACCAACUAUUUGACUCCUGUAAGAUUCCACUCUCCUCACAGUUAACCCUGUUCUGGAAUGACUGGAGACUAACAGUUUUCAUGCAGUAGGGUACUUCUGUGGCUUCUGGACUCUCGGCAGAUGGAGAGCGAUAAGCUUUGGAUUAUUAUUAAUUACAUUUGUGUACCACCCUUUGUGCAGGGACGUGGCUGGCACUGUGGGUUAAACCACAGAGCCUAGGACUUGCUGAUCAGAAGGUUGGCGGUUCAAAUCCCCGCGACGGGGUGAGCUCCCGUUGCUCGGUCCCUGCUCCUGCCAACCUAGCAGUUCGAAAGCACGUCAAAGUGCAAGUAGAUAAAUAGGUACCGCUCCGGAAGGAAGGUAAAUGGCGUUUCCAUGCGCUGCUCUGGUUCGCCAGAAGCGGCUUAGUCAUGCUGGCCACAUGACCCGGAAGCUGUACGCCGGCUCCCUCGGCCAAUAAAGCGAGAUGAGCGCUGCAACCCCAGAGUCGGUCACGACUGGACCUAAUGGUCAGGGGUCCCUUUACCUUUUACCACCCUUUGUCCGAAUAGUGCACGGUGGGUCACAGCGUGAAAAUACACACGAGAACACAAAAUACAGUGGUACCUCGGGUUAAGAACUUAAUUUGUUCCGGAGGUCUGUUCUUAACCUGAAACUGUUCUUAACCUGAGGUACCACACUUUAGCUAAUGGGGCCUAAUUUUCAACUGCAUAUUAUUUCAUCCAUAUUUUAUAUCUCUCCAUAUUGUCCAUAAUAUUUGUUACAUUACAAGGGUUAUUAGAAUCCUACUUGUGUUUUCGUCUGCUUACAGUGGUCUCCUAAAUAAAUUAUAAUUUCCCCCCAAUCUUUCUUGAAGUUUUUUUCUUCUUGGUUCCUGAGCCUUCCGGUCAGUUUUGCCAUCUCGGCAGAGUCCAACAGCUUAGUUUGCCAUUCUUCUCUGGUAGGGACUUAGUCUUCUUCCCAUCUCUGAGCUAGUCACAUCUGUGCCGCAGUCAUUGCAUACACUGCUUGGUUUUAAAAAGUCUCAGAGUGGUUUACAAAAGAUAAAACAGCAAAAUCAAGAAAAAAUUACAAUCCUGCUUUAAAACAUACAAAAGUUCAGAUAUUAAAACAGAUUAAAAUUACCUCUCUAUGCUCAACUUUACCACUACUUCUAAUGCUUUUUAGUAUUUUAACCUGAUAGUUUAUGAUCCAGAAAGACUUUCACAAAUAAAAUGCUGGGAAGUUGACAGUGUCUGGGUUUGGUGGUGGUGCAAGGGCCCUUUAGUGCAGGACACAAAUCCACUGGGAGAGCAGAUCUGCCUGAUCUUGCAUUCUCCCAAAGGCUUGUCAGGAUUCAUCCCUGACCUCAGACAGGGUUUCAGAGAUCUCUGAAGCUCAGGGUAAUGGAUGAGAUGCUGCUUUUGACAGCUUACUAUGUUUAUAUACAUUGUAUUGUCACAUUUUGUAUUGUACCUUGCAAUGUGGGGCCUGGGUUAUGUUUGUCUCUGCAAAGGAGAUAGUUUUUGGUAGUUUAUAUAUUAUUAUUAUUAUUAUUAUUAUUAUUAUUAUUUGUAUUCCACCCUAUAGCCGUAGAUCUCAGGGUGGUAGUAACACCUUCUGAUAUUCUUAUGUAUGUAUUUCUCUUUUGUAACAUGAAGAACUAUAUUAAAAAUGAGAUAAGAUCCUCUUGCUUCAAAAUAAGUUUGGUAAUGACCACAAACUUUGACUGGCUCCCAAGGUCAGUUUGAGAUCCUACAGCUCUAUGGGCACCCGCAAGGAAUAUAUAUUCGUAGUGGGAUUCUGGCUGUAUAUGUAAGGUCUUGUUCAGUCUUGCACAUGUGUCUUCCCCUGAUUAAAACGUUUGUAAUUGUGUAACUAGCUGUUCAUGGAAGGCAGCCUUAAUGCCUUCCUAACCUAACCCAGAUAAAGCAUCUGUUGCAUGUGGAGUCUUUGUCUGAAGAUUCGUGUCGCCCUUUGCUUACGUUCAUUGCCUUGUUUCUCAAGACAGUGAGCAGUGCACGUCGUCAGGGCAGGCACAACAUCACAUCCCACGUGGAAAACAAAGAGGAUUGUGAAGAAGUACCUCCAAGCCAAGCAAAAGGUAAAAAGAGUGCACCCUGUCCUUGAAUCAUAGAACUGUAGAGUUGGAAGGGACUCUGAGAGUAUCGAACCUCUGCUUACAAACCUCCAGCUUUGUCAACAUCCUUCUUAAAUUGUGGCUCCCACAACUGGACACAGAACCGCAGGUGUGGCCUGAGCAAGGCAAAAUAGAGCUAUGACUUCCCUUGAUCAGGACAUUAGACGUCUGAAGAUGAAGCUUAGAAUAGCCUUUUUUGCUGCUGCAUCACAGCAUUGACUCAUGCUAUGCUUGGGGUCUACUAAGACCUUGAGGCACAGAAGGUCAACAGUGAGUUGCUUCAAGCCUGGCAAAAUGUCGCUGGAGGAUGAAUUCUGCUCAUGCUCAGGGCCAAAUUUAGGAAGGUUUUUUGCUCAGGUCAGAUUGGCUAGUGCUUGGGGUGGGAAAUGUGUGCGUGUUUGUGUUUGUCUUCCUUGUAAAAUCUGGAUUGCCUCAAGCUGUUUGUAGGAGGCUGAGCUCUGAUGCUCUCCUGUGUGACAUCUCCGCAAUCUGCCUUUAAUUGCAGAUGGGCGGGCUGGACCUGAAAGCAUUUUGUUUAUCUCCCAACGCAGGGCAUGUGCCAAGGCAUUCUGUUCUUGAUCUGUUCUUCGCUGAUGGGAAGACAGUUGGACUGCCAGUUUUAUUUACAAAAUGAUUUCCAUCCAUCCUGUUACUGUUUCAGCUUUAUCAGUGUUGCCUCCAUUGCACUUCUGUCUUGCUCGUGGAGAGAAAUUCUGUUGCAUGAUGGGUGUCUCAUUUAGCUUCACUGUGCAAGAGUUUGGAUUAAGAUUUGAGGACCAUUUCCAAAUCAGAGAUUCUAUGAGUCUAUUGAGAAUCUUUGUUUUGUUUUGCUUUCCCUAGGAAGAACAAGACCUGAAACCACCAGACAAACUGAGCCUGCCAAGAAGCAAAAUGCCUGGCGCUUUAUUUCUGACUCUGAAGAAAGCGACUAUGAAGCCACGAUCGCUGAUGCUCGCAAGAAGAAGGCUGUUGUUACCCUGACGCCACUGAACUAUAAAAAGCUGCAUGAAAAGGCCUCCAGAAAAAGCAGCCAGCCCAGGAGGAAACAAAAUGUGCCAGCGCAGGGAGCGAAAGCAAAUUGCUACCAAAGAUGUUUAGCCGAAAGCUCCAUGCCAAGCGAAGAUGAAUCUGGCGAAGAAAUGCAGUGUAUCCGGAGGAAGGUCCAGCCCACUCUCAAAAGAGGGCCAUCCAACAGACAGCAAAGUGAGACGAGGAAGCAGCUGCUGGAGCCAAGAGGGUCAGAGUCUCCUCCAGCCCAUUCUCAAAGCAGAAAGUUGAGGGCUGCUCAACCCUCUGGGAAGCAAAACAAGUUGGAAGAGCCAGUUUCUCCAGACUUGGCUAGCAGUACUCAGGGGUCACUCAGAAGGAUUGCAAAGUUCAGGAAGUACAGCCCUGAAUCCGAGUCCGAAAGUGAAACGAGUGUUAAAGAGUUUCAAGUGAAAAGGAAAAACUUAAAGGCCCAAAGAGCCAACAGUGAAUUUUCUAAUACUGCCAAGUCCUUGGCUUUCCCCAGAAAGACACCUGGGAAGAAGCUGUUAGGGAAGGGUGGGGAUUCUUUCCCAGAUGUUAAUGAAGAUUGGACUGAAAAGGAACUGCAGAAACUACACAGGUAAGUGGUGGUGUUUGGUAAGAAUUAAGCUCCCCCACCCCCAGAGCUAUGAGAUGAAAGCUCUUCCCAGUUCCGGUUUCGGCUGCUCCUCCAGUGCAAGAUUAGUGAAGCCUGCAGAUCCCUAAUUUCCGUAACUAACAAAGUCAUUUCCAAACCUUCCUGCACUCAUCCUCUCGGUGCUCAUCAUGUGCUGUGCUCACUUCACUCCUGCCCCUCCAUCCUCGCCUCUCCCUGGAAAUGCCUACCUUUUCUCCUUUCCUGUCUGAUGCGUCUGAUGUCGGCUUGCAAGGCCUCCUUUAGGAAUUGAAACAGGAGUCAAAGAGCAAUGGUGGGCUUGAGCUUCACUGGCUCUUCUGUGUUUUGCAGGGCUUUGGCUUCUUUGCCCAAACACAAGAGCGACUUCUGGCUGCUUGUGUCAACGGCUGUGGGGACACGAUCUGUUGAAGAAUGCCAGCAAAGGUACAUGGGAGAGCAGGAAAGCCACAAGCAGGCCCCAAAGAGGACCACCAAGCGGAGAAAGGAAGAAAGAGGUACAGGACGGGCCUUGUGCCUGUCUUCCGGGCUCCGGGAGCAGAUGCAGAGGCCAGCAGAAGCCCCCUGCAAGAGCCAGCAAUUGUCUGCUCCCCUCUCCCGCUUGCUUGUUCUUGUGGGGAUGUAGGAGGGGCACCGGAAGUGGCUUAAUAGGAGAAAGGACUAAUUUUUGAGUCGGAGGUGCGCUUCGAACACAUCAGGAAGGGGCAGGCGUAAGGAGAAGAAAAGAGCCAGGGUGGCGACAGUAGGUCAGAGUGUUUGCCUGUUUAUACCUGUUGAGAGAGAGAGAGAGUUCUAUCUGUCUGUGAAUUCUGCCUUUAAAGUGGUAUGUAAAACCCACAUUCUGGGCCAAGGGGCAGAACUCCAGCUCAAUACAUAACUCACAGCUAUGUUUUUAGGCUGCAGUUCAAAUAGAGGGUGGAGAUAUAACUCCACAGUGGAAACCUGAGGUUCAGAGGGGUGGCGGGAAUGUUCUGAGGUGGGUCCUUGCCCCUGCCCAGCUGACAGCUCUGUUUGUGUGUCGUCCUUGUUGGCAGAGGAGGGGGCGAAGCAGCCAUUGGCCGUUGUUGCGAAAGUGGGAACACUAAAAAGAAAGCAGCAGAUGCGGGACUUCCUGGAACAGAUGCCGAAGGACAACCACGACGACAUCUUCGCUACAACCCCUUUUCAGAACAGGAGCACAAAGGUAACUCUUGCACCUUUUAUCCCAAGCAAUAAAAAGUGCUCCUGGGUGCAAUCUGUUAUGCAGGUCCAUAAAUUUACUGCCCACCCCCUCAUCAUGUUGAAGGCUCCCUGCUCUCUUUCCAUGCUCAGGAGCUGGGAAAGGGUCCAUCCCUGGGCUCCUGCUGGGCUUCAGAGAUGCUCCAGAGCUCAGUGUGAUGUCUGGAUAGACCUUGUCUCUCCAGGCAAGGUUUGAUUAGGACUACAAAUUUUGGUUGGCUUCUGAAAUCAAUCCAAGUUUUGUGGAGUCCUGCAAAGGCUAUAGAUUCUCCCAAGGGACUUAUGGGUAUCAAAUGAAGCACACUUACGUGUUCCUCUUUUCCUCAGGCCUUUUGAGCCCUUCGUCUCCUUUCCCCUCACUCCACGGUGUACCUGCUUUGUCCCCUUGGGGUUUUAGCAUCAGUCUGGACUCUCUUUCCGUAGUUCUCUGGUCAUCAGUCUGCCCGUGCCACUAUUGCUGUCGGCAUGGCUUGUGUGGGGUUGUAACGCCAGCAUCCUCUCCCAGAGCUGAACUGUCAGCCACCGCCCAAACAUUUGUUGUCGGUAGAGAGCACAGUAGGUGACAAAUGAGGAGCUGAGUUGCGUUAGGAAGAGUCUUCCAGCGCCCGCCAGGCCUUGUCUUAUGGGGGCCGUAACAAAGAUGUGAUCUGUAGUUACCACAGUUUCGUACCGUCCCAGAGGAAGAUGUCUUCCAGUUGAAAGACAGCCACCCCAUCACACCCUCUUCGGCCAUCUUUCCGUUGGUGAAGACCCCUCAGUGUGAGCACAUCAGCCCUGGCAUGCUGGAAUCCCUGGACAGGUGUGUACUACAGGUGGCUUCUCAUAAGAUAAGGGCGUGAAGCAAUUCCCUGCUACGGCCAGCUUGGAAGAGCACCCCCACCCAACUCCAAGAUUCCAGUUUCCUCAAGAUUCCUAGCCAGGGGUCUAACAUCCAAGCAUGCAUGUGCCGCUCGUAUAGCAGAGUUUGACCAGAUGGACAUAUAAAUUGGAAUUGAACUGGGCGUGUGGCAGGGGGUGGGGGAAAGGCAAGCAACAAGAGAUUUCCACUGUGCUGGAAAGUGCUGUUGGCAGUGAGUGAGGGGCUUAUGGGAUGGUGAGCCAGGGGUUUUAAGAAGUGGCUGCUAGACGGGAGCAUAGUAAACCCACAAUUUACACACGGUUUACUUACGCAAUUGCAGCUUUGGGGAGGGGGAACAAUAGGAAGGGCUCCCUGAGGUCUCACACAACCUUCCCACAGCCCAUCAAGCAAGGCAGGGGGCUCUGAAAUCUUUCUGCACUGGGUUUUCCUGCUGCAGAAAGAGCUUUUAGGUCCUCUUCCAUGCAAGGAAAGAUGAGAGAGGCUCUUGUGAGAUCUCCCAGACACCUUACACAAAUUUCCCAGAGCCCGGUAAGGCAUUUGGCAGUUACUGGGGUCUUCCAUUCUGUGAUUUUGCCUUUGCGUGUGAAACCCCAGAACCUAACCCUCGCAUAGUUUUAAACCCAAAGCCAGGUUUGGGAUGGGGAGUGUCUUAAGGCAGCAAGAGAGCACUGCUGCCCCCAUGGCCCUGCCUUCUCUUUCUAGCCAGGCUUCCUCUUAAGUAGCAAAAAUGAACACUUGCUGUCCUGCAGCUGCUUCUUAGGCUUGCUUUCCCUUCUGGAGCUGGCAGAUCUUAAUCACCUCUCCAGACUAGGGCAGAUUCUAGCUGCCUAAACACUCUAGGAUGGUUAUUAAAACUCAGUGAGACAGAUUCUAAAAAGCUUUUUACAUUGCCUGCCUAUAUGCUUUGGAGCUUAAUUCAGGGUGCUGGUGUUGACCUAUAUAAAGGCUUAUAAGACUUGGGACCCAAAUAACUGAAGGAGCAACUCCCUUCAUCAGGCUGCCCAUGUCUUCAGGUGGUGAUGAUGGGGCUCCUCGCUGUUCCACCACUGGGAGGUGUCUGUUAGGCGGUGAUGUGGGAAAGGGCGUUCUUUGUGUUGGUGGAGUCCUGUCUUGGAGAAAGCUGUCCUUCUGGAAGCAUUGGUGCUUUUCUCCUUUGGGUGCUGGGUAAAAACCCAUUUGCUUGUUCGGUCCUUUGCAGGGCAGUGUUGAAGCAACCCGCUUUUUAAAGAUUCGCACUGUAUUUUGGAUUUCUGCCCCCCACUACUUUCUUUUGUAAACUGAUUUAUGUUGCUAUUGUUUUAGGGUUUAUUUUGUAUCCUGCCCUGAGAUCUUGUGGCGAAGGGCAGGUUAGAAACUCACUGGACAAAUCGUUUUGUGUUCUAGGAACUACGAAAAGCGUGUGUUCCAUCUGCAAAGGAACAUCAAAGGCAAGGAGCGCACAUGGCACAACGUGAAGAAGAAACAGGUACGAUUCCACUUGAGCAAAACACGCCAAGCUCCAUUAAGAGCGAAAGGCAAAGGCAAUAUUCCCAAAACUCACCAGAGCAAGCCCCUCGCCCUUGCUGUCUUAUUUUAUGUAUUGAUUACGUUUAUAUACCGCCCGUCAUACUGAUAUGAUGUCAACACUCCCUUAUUACAGUAAUGGGAUAAAGAGAAGGAACUCCAUGGAAGUGCUCCUUCGCCCUGUUCACUGGGCACUCUUGUGGUUCUGCUUGACAGAUCCGGUGAACUCCUGGUGUGGGGAGAACUCACCACUGCCUGUCUUUAAGCUCCACCAAUUUUCUGCCAAUAACAAGCACAGAAAAGGAGUGAACAUGUCAAAGGCUGCUCAGCUCUCUGAAAAUGCCCUGCUCUGUCCUAUUGCGGGCUUUAUGGUCACUUAAUCCAAACCUCGUUUGGGCCCCUUGCUUGCUCUGAGGCAUGGGUAGGCAAACUAAGGCCCGGGGACCGGAUUUGGCCCAAUCGCCCUCUAAAUCUGGCCUGCGGACGGUCUGGGAAUCAGCGUGUUUUUACAUGAGUAGAAUGUGUCCUUUUAUUUAAAAUGCAUCUCUGGGUUAUUUGUGGGGCACAGGAAUUCGUUCAUUCCCCCCCAAAAAAUAUAUAUAGUCUGGCCCCCCACAAGGUCUGAGGGACAGUGGACUGGCCCCCUGCUGACAAAGUUUGCUGGCCCCUGCUCUGAGCACUCUGGUGUUUCCGAGCCUCUCUGUGAAGCCUCAGUCUACAGGAAGUAAUGUUUCCUCUGUUUCCACAGGCUGGGACCGUGUUCACCACUCCCAACUCUCGAAGAACGACCGUCUUUGCCUUUGAUGAGCAUGUCAAAGGUGAGCAUAACUGUUGCUUGCUCUGGGCUGUUUGGGGCAGGUCUCUAGAAAGAAGAGUCUGGCGUUUGGGGGGCCCUUGGCUAUCUGUGUGCUGGCCCUAAGGGAGCAACCAGAGAAGCCCAUGGCAGACAGAUGGGGGAAGUGGAUUAUGCUGUUCUGUGGAUCGCAAGGCCCUUCUCCCGUUUUCAUUAUCAGCUGUAGGAAGGGAGUUGCACUGGCUUCAUGUGGAAAGGUUUUCCCAUUUGAGAGGUACCAAUAGGGAAGCGGAGAGAAGGGGCAGGAAGCAGGGCCUAUGAGUCUCUCGCUGAACCUGCUAGUGCCUAAAUACUGUACCGAGGCACCAAUUUCCUGCUGCUGUCCUAUUUCUGAGUGCAUUGCCUUAGACCAAGUAAAUUCCCAAUUGUAAACAAAGAACACAUUUAGAUGCUGAAGUCUGUAACUUGCCCUUGGAUACAUUUAUAUGAAUAUUGCUUGCAGCAAAAUUAGAGGCUCCUAUUCUUGUGGAUUCACAGCCUUGAAAAGGCACCUUCCAUGUCAGUUGAUUUGGAGUAGUCUCUCCUUUCACUGCCUGGAACUUCUUCUCCGUCCAAUAUCAGUCAGUCUCUUCAUGAGCUGGCAGAAAGGUUCCACCUUGAAACAGAAUCUCGUUGGAGCCCAUCCUGCCUCUAACACAGGCGUGGCUAACCUUGGAUCCUCCGGAUGUUUUAGACUACGAUCUGUCAUCAGGGGCAGCUGGGGAGGGAUACUAUAGAUUAGCCACUCCUGCUCUAAUGGGAUCCUUCUGGUAACUCAGGUUUUCUCCUCCUGCUCUAGACACCUUGGCUCCAGCUGGGGCGGGGCACCUCUUCCAAGAGGAUGAAGAGAUGCUAUCCGAUGAAGAAGAGGACUUGUAUUUUUCCACGUAG
This is a messenger RNA of Podarcis lilfordi (Lilford's wall lizard), 18625 nucleotides long. NCBI's taxonomy places the organism in Eukaryota, Metazoa, Chordata, Lepidosauria, Squamata, Lacertidae. The record is from the annotation of a GenBank genome assembly.